CCCCCCUUACCUCCACUUCCCUGUACCUACCGGUAGGUACGUAGAGAAUGUAGAGAGCCGGCUGGACCUGACCCCUAUUCAGGCUAUCCGAGAAUUAUUUCUUUAAAGGGCUCUUCUCAUCCCGCAUCUCCUUCACUUGGGUACCUAACAGUAAGCCAACAUCAUUGUUUCCUGAGUAUCCUUUAUGAUGAGUUCACCUGUUCAAAUCCUUGCCCGCAAUUUGCAGGCUAUUGCUACUGGCCCUUCAGGGGAUGGUGCAAACGUCUUCUUGCUCGAAGAGGCUGAGGGCAACCUAUUGCAGGAGCUCUGGGUUGAUAACCAACCUGUAAUCAAGACCUUUGUCACUAGCGGAGCCAAGGAAAAUACACCAGCUGUGUAUUUGACGAACGAAGCAGAGCGAUACAUUUUCUUCCUAGACAACACCAAUCAACUCAGGUGUGUGACAUACGAUGAGAAUGAUGAAGAAUGGGACGAUGCCCCAUUCAAUGAUGUUUUCGGUGGAAUUGAGGUUUACGAAAACACACGAUUGAGCGGGUUCUCUAACCCCUCCGGAAUGAUGAUCGUCUUCGAAACUCAACCAGGACAAUUGGCUACCCUAGUUGGCCGUGAUGGCCAAUGGAAGGUCACUGGAGCAGUUCCUGCCAAAGUCGAACCAGGAGCGGCGCAUACAACAGUCGACGGUCCUAACAAACUCGAUAUCUUCUGUUUUGGACAUGACAGCCAGAUCCUCCACCUUGUCCAAGACCACAACAGCGGUAGUUGGGAUGCUUCCGUUGUCGAAAACUCGAGGCUCGAAGCCCCGCUCGCUCGUAUUGCGGCUUUUCCGAAAGAGGAUGCGCUUACGUUUGAUCUAGUUAUCCUACUUUCCAACUCUCAAAUGAUCUGGAUUGAAGCAGGAGGCGCUAAGACUGACCUUGGGGUCGUGGACGGAACCAAGUUGAUUCCACCAACGGCAGCCGAGUGCAGUCUUUUUCUGCCUCCUCGGUACAUAUCCCAGUUCGCCAACAGCGGCUUCGUGAACACUGGGUAUAUAACGUACAAUAAUUAUUAUAUGGGCCAGCCAAGUCAAGGUAUACCAGCCUGGGGCCGAUUUUAAGCGCGGGUGAGAACAUAUAGGUAGAUUUAGGGGUAGCUUUAGUACCUAUCAAAAUGAUCAAUGCCAUCCAUGGAGAUGCCCCUACAGGCACUGCUCA
This is a messenger RNA of Annulohypoxylon truncatum, 1193 nucleotides long. RefSeq lists its product as uncharacterized. The record is from RefSeq and is a predicted model, not a curated record. The transcript has 3 exons. Lineage: Eukaryota; Fungi; Ascomycota; Sordariomycetes; Xylariales; Hypoxylaceae. The coding region runs from base 185 to 1096 and encodes 303 amino acids.